Molecule: messenger RNA, 1468 nt
Organism: Myripristis murdjan (pinecone soldierfish)
Lineage: Eukaryota; Metazoa; Chordata; Actinopteri; Holocentriformes; Holocentridae
Product: GTPase IMAP family member 4-like
Exons: 7
Coding region: 1-1137 (378 amino acids)
Molecular function (GO): GTP binding
Source: RefSeq, a predicted model, not a curated record
AUGGAGUGUAACUGCAGCCCGGACAGCCACUGUAAAGACACGGCCGACCUUGACGAUGCUGUGACAGGCCUGUGGCUGAGCAGCAACAGCGUCCUGAUGGGAGCUCUCACGGUGGCGGGGUAUCUGCUCUACCGAUUCUCACAGACACUGCCAGCUCUGAUCCGAUGGCCGAUCCGAAUCUUCUGCACUCUAACUGGCCUGUCGGCCCUGUGGAGCUGGGUGAGCCGUGUGGUGGGAACCCUGCGAGCUAUACAGAGCUUGUGCAAAUGGCUGUCUCAAAUUUGGCGGUUUAUUGUAGCGUUAUUCUCCAAGGUCGGCUGGCUGCUUUCUGUCAUCAAAGCCAUCCUAGGGCCGCGUGGAGGCAGAAUGGCGGAGACAGAGAUAGAUCAGACCAGCAACAGAAAACUGACCCCAAGUCCCGAUUUCUCCAGCCACGUCAGUUUUAGGGAUCCGGGCCUGAGGCUGAUCCUGCUGGGGCCGUCCGGCGGGGGGCGGACCUCCCUGGCAGACACCUUACUGGGCUGCAGUGCACCCCAGGCAGCGGCAGCCCCCACAGGUCUAAUGAUGGAGAGCACCAGAAGGACGGCGGUGGUGGACGGCAGGGAGCUGACGCUGGUCGACACCCCAGAUCUGCUGGGAGCGUCGCUGGGGGACAGCAGGAGGGCCCGGGAGGCCCUGAGGAGCCUCCAGCUCACCAGUCCUGGACCCCACGCCCUCCUGCUGGUGGUCCGAGCUCCGGGCUCCAGCAUGAGGAUCGACCAGGACACCGCCGAGGCGAUCCAGACCACCCUGGAGCUGUUCGGAGACGGAGUCGCAGGGCACCUGAUCCCGGUGCUCACCCACGCAGACCACCUGGGUCCAAGGCAGACUCUGGAACUGCUGCUGGACGAGAACGCCGGGCAUCUCAAAACAGCUUUGGUCCUUUGUGGCCAGAGGGCGGAGCUGGUGGCUAACAGCCCAGCCUGCCACCCAGAGGUGAAGAGGGUGAUGUGCAGGCGCCUGGUGGGGCGGGUGGUGGACAUGCGGGCGCUGAGGGGGCAUUUUGUCCACGAACUGCAGAGGAGGGAGGACCGCAUCAGGGAGGAGCUGCUGGCUGACAUGGCCUCUGCACUGGCUAGAAAACUGGGACACAUGUAAAUGGGCGAGGGAGGAGAGAAGGUGAUGAUGCUGUUGGUGCGUGUGUGUGUGUGUGUGUGUGUGUGUGUGUGUGUGUGUGUGAGACAGAGAUGGCGAGGGCAAUGUAGAAAGAGAGAGAAAGAGCCGGGAUUCACUCAAGUGUUAAACGUGCAAUUUUGAGAGCAAGUGCGAGGGUGAUUCUCUGCCCGAGGUAUUUUUGUCACUCUGUGGGUUUGCCACUGUCCACAUGAAUUUACUAUCGCUGCCUGCAUUCUGCCUGCAAACAUGCCGAACAUGCUUUUGGUUAGCUGUCUCACUCGCUUACGCUUUGUUUUCCUUUUUUGACAUGUUU